CGGGGAGCCGGGGUGGUGCAGGGGAAACUGCGCGGAACCGGAGGCCAGAGGCCGGAGCCUCCUGAGGCAGGGGGAGCGCCCGGGGCCAGGCCUGGGGGCCCAGAUUAAACAUGGCGGGGCGACCUAUCCACAUAGGGGACCAGCUGGUACUGGAGGAAGACUAUGAUGAAACCUACAUCCCCAGUGAACAAGAAAUUUUUGAAUUUGCCAGGGAAAUUGGAAUUGAUCCCAACAGCGAACCAGAAUUAAUGUGGCUGGCCCGAGAAGGCAUUGUGGCUCCACUCCCCAUGGAGUGGAAACCAUGCCAGGACAUCACAGGUGAUAUUUACUAUUUCAACUUCGCCAAUGGACAGUCCAUGUGGGAUCACCCGUGCGAUGAGCAUUAUCGGAACCUGGUGAUCCAGGAACGGGGAAAGCUUUCAACUCCUGGCUCCAUCAAAAAGAAAGAUAAGAGAAAGAAGAAGGACAAGAAAGACAAGAAGGACAAGGAACCUCCCAAAACUCCCAUGGCCCUGGGUCCUUCCUUAGCUCCUGUUCAUGUACCCCUGGGAGGCCUCGCUCCAUUGCGCAGUCUCAUGGAUACCUCAGCCCCAACCUUCCGUUCAUCCCCGAGUGUCAACAUGGGAAGCUCAGUGGAAUCUUCUCAGCCUUUGGAAACUACCCUGCUUCCACAAGGCCCCAAGACUUCUACCUACACCAAGAAUCUUCUGGGCUCCAUUCAUGAGGAGAAGAACCCUCUCAACCUGCUGGCUCUUGGGGAGGAGACCAAUGAGGAAGAGGAGAGUGAUAAUCAGAGCCUCCAAAGCACAGCUGGACUCCUCAAGAAUCUGCACCUGGAUAUUGGGGUCCUGGGGGACAAUUUUGAUUAUGAGGAGUCUCCAAGAAGCCAACUAGAGGAUAAAAAGGAAACAUCUCUGGGUUCAGAUAUCCCCUGCCCGCGGACUUCCGAUAAGCUCUUCAACCGAGGUGUAGGUAGCAACCUGGGCAGUGCAGAUGGUGAAGGCCGACGAGGGAAGCUGGCAAGUGCUUGGCUCCCAGAUAAGGAAGACAGUGAGAAGGGUGACCCUGGGGCCUCCCGGCCACAUAUGACUCAAGUGGUAAACCCGGGGACUGUUGAAAGUACUGGAGCAGCCACCAAGCAGUCGUUGGAAAACCCGGUGGUGGCUGGAGAGGUGGGCUGUGAGAAAGAGGAGGCAGUGAAUGAAAUAGAGAAGGAACUGACAGAGCCGAAAACAGAGAGCAGAUUGGAUGUCAAUGAAGAGUCAGAGAUCAGUGACCACGUGAAAGAGUUGCAGUUCUCAGACCAUUCUGAUCCCAAGUCAUUUCUUGGCCUGGACUUUGGUUUUCGAAGUCGGAUCUCUGAACAACUGCUGGAUGUAGAUGGAUUGUCCCCGGUCCUCGAUGGACCCAUCUGGGAGACCAAGGGCCCAGCAGAGGAGGAAAAAGACCAAAUUCAGUCCAACCUGGAAGAACCAGAGAGUGAACAAUCCAGUGAUGAAGAGAGAAUACUGGGUACACACCCAUCUGCCAGUAUCUCCAGUCAUCAUUCACAUGAAGAGGAGAAAAUCCAGAGCGUUUUUCAUGUCCAAGGGGUAGGAGAAGGGCAGCAUUCUCUGGAGGGGGAGCCUGGGGGGACAGUGGAACCUGAACAGAAUGUGACAGCCAGCCCAACUUCACAGGCCUCCUCCCCAAAGAGUGAACAGAUCGUCAACCCCGCUCAUGACUGCAAGACGGAAGAAGAGCCGUGUGCCACAAAGGCUGAACACGAGCAGAAGAAGGCAGAAGAACUCGAGGAGAUGAUGACCAGCCCAACCUUGCCAGGCUUCCGAGAAGAACUUGUCCUAGAAUCCUUAACCCCUCAGAGGCAGCCCUUAGGGGAUUCCCUAAACGUCAUAGAAGAGAAGACAGUCCAGGAUCUGGAGCAGGAGCGAGCAAGACUGUUAGAGAAUCGGAGACAGAAGAUGGAGCAGCUGCGGGAGGAGCUGUGUCGAGAGGAAGAAGAGGAGAUGCUGAAACUUGAGGAGCAGAAGGACAAGUCCCUCAGGUGUCUGAGAGAGCAGCUCAAGAAAACAGCUGAGGAGGAAGAGGCUCGAGUGAGGGAAGAAGAGGGUCAGAAACUUUCCAAGCUCCGAGCUCAGAUCCGAGCCAGUACAGAAACACAGGAGAAUCAAAUUAGGGCAGAGCAAGAAGCUUCACUGAAGAAAAUAAAAGAAGACUGGGAGUCAUUGCAGAGGGCUGAGAGGUCUAGCCUGGAGCAGAAAAAGAAGCAGGUGCUGGAGAAAUUUAAGGAGGAAAUGGAGGGUAAUGAAAAGAAAGAGAGGGCCCUCUUGGAAGAGGAGAAUGAAAAAGCAAUGAGUCAGCUGAAGGAACGACUGGGAGAUGAAAGGAAGGAGGCCAUGGCAGCUCUGGAGAAGGAGCAUGCAGGUAACCUGGAGAGGCUUCGAGCCUCAGCUGAGGAGAAACACCGUGAGGUCAUUGCUGGCCUGAAAAAGCAGCUUGAGGAGGCCCAUGGGAAGGAGGAGGCCCGGCUGCAGCAAGAGCUGGCUCAAGCAGAGCAGAGAAUCCAGCAGAAAGCUUGCCGAGUGACGGAGUACGAAAGAGAGCUCAGCGACCUCCUGAGAGAGAAGAGGGAGGACGUGGAGAAGGACCACGAGCGGAGGAUGGACAGAAUGAAGGAGGAACACCAGCAGGUGCUGGCAGAGACCAGGGGGCAGUAUGACGAGGAGGAGAGGAAGCAGCGAACAGAUCUUCGGACAAACUUGGCAAAUGAGAUGGAGCGUGUGAGGAGGGCCCAUGAUCGGGAGCUGGAAACCAUGCGGCGGGACCUGGAAAGGCAGCUCAGUGAAAUCCAGCUCAAGCACCGAGAGCAGGAAAGGAAAUUCCAAGAUCUAGAAUCAGAACUGGAAAGCAGAACUAAAGAGAUUAAGGCCAGACUGAUCCAGCUGGAUCUGCAGGAGGACACCAUCAGAAAGAAGAAGCAGCAGCUUCUAGAUGUGGAGAAACAGAUUGCCCUGGAGAGAGAGGAAGCCAUGUCCACCCACCAGCAGCUAGAGGAAGCGAGGAAGGAGCAAGCCCACCUGGUGGAGUCCACGCGGCAGCUGCGCCGGACCCUUGAGGAGCUGCGGUCUCGGAAGGCUGAGCUGGAGUCCCAGGUGGAGGUGCUUCAGGCCCGCAGUCAGAGGCUGCAGAGACGGAUCAGUGACUUGGAGGCUGAGGCCCAGAGGAAGCAGGAUGCUUCGAAUGAGCUGGCUGUGGAGCAGACCGCUGCUGCUUCUCCCCAUAGGGAAGGGGAGCUCCACCUGGAAGAUCUAAGGAAGUCUGUUGGGACGACCCUGGAUAAGGAGCUCCCUGCCACCAGCUCCCAGAACAAUGAGGAAAGCACUCCCCGGUUGGAUAAUGUCCGCCAUUAUCUCUCCUCUGAGGGCAUGUCCCUUCGAAGUGCCAAGGAAUUCCUGGUCCGGCAGACACGCUCUAUGAGGAAGCGCCAGACGGCUCUAAAAGCUGCCCAGCAGCAGUGGCGCCACGAUGUAGCCACUGCCCAGGUGACCUCUGAAGACUUGUCUAAUUCCCAUAACCUGGAAGAUAUCCGAAAGAACAUAGAAGAGGAGACAAAGAACCUGGAUGAGAUGAAGUCAGCCAUGCGCAAGGGCCAAGUUCUACUGAAGAAGAAAGAGGAGAAGCUGAGUCAGCUGGAGAAUUCUCUUCGGGAAGAGCUUUCAGAUGAGGACACACUGAGAGGAGUUUCUUAUAGGAAGAUGGUAACAUUUGAUGUUAGUGAUUUUGAAGAUAGCAGCAGUGCAAGCCCUGAGAGCUCUCCUCUGCCCCAUGGGGAUCCAGUGUUAAACAUGCCUUUCCUCCAGCUCAACAAGAUCCAGUACCUGAGCAGCUCUUUACAGAGAAUCACCAAUGAGCUCAAUGGGGUCCUGAGUGUCUUGGGCACCCUCAACAUCCAGCCGUCACCUAUCUUAACUUCAACACAAGUCCAGAUGCCUCCCAUGCCCUCCAAGACCACUCCCAUCUCCACUCACCCUUCCAUGACCAGAGUUUCAGCACCUACCCCUUUGGCUCCCUCCACUGGUAUCCCUCUUCCCACUCAGUGGGCCUGGGACCCUGGAGUAAGCUCUGGGCUCACCUCUUCAGUUGCUCAGUCAGUGGACAACUUUCUUGUGGAGAAGUGGCAUAAAUAUUUCCCAGCUGGAGUCCCAUUACUUAGUGGCACCCCAGCUCCUCUGGACAAUAGGUUGGGCUAUGUAUCUGCCAGUGAGCAGCUCCGCCUGUUGCAUCGCUCCCACUCCCAGAUCUCUCAGAGCAGUGGUGCCAACUUUCAAGGCAUGAUCGAGGCCAAUAGGAAGUGGCUAGACCAUAUGAAGAAGGACCCCAGGGUACCCCUCUUCUCCACCACACCCAAACCUUUGAUUACCUCAGGCCUGCUGCAGCUGGACCUGGAUGAAAACAACAAGCUGAAGGCGUAUCGCUAUUAAGGCCUCUGGGGCAGUAGGGCAUAGGGCUCUCCCGGCGUCCCUUUUCUUAGACCAAGUGCCUGAGGAGCUUCCUGCACUUUAUUGUCCCUGAUCUAUCAUUCCUCUGCUAUGCAAGCCUUACCCUCUCAGGACUUUGGAGGAAGGCAUAGGAGUGAUGAUGGGGUAGAGGACAGUGGGAGGAAUGUAGCAAGCCGCACCCUCUGAGAACCCCAUAAUGUAUCCUAAACGGAAAAAUUUUGAGCUUCCAUGGCCCAUUAGGGUCUGCAUUAUUAUGCCAGAGCAGAUGAGAUGGGGCUGACAGCCCCACUGGAGGAGGGGAUGGUGGAGCUGGGGACCUGAUAUCAGAAAGCCAAGAGAACCCCUUCAGGGAGUGGUCUAAGCCCUACCAGUGAGCUGAUUCUCUUCCUCAGGUCUCUAGGGUAUUUUGGAGAGGUCCAGAGUAGCCAGUUUUGUAACUGGCGAGAUUUGUAGAUCAGGGUGUGGAUGAAUCCCCUUUCCAAAGCAUGUUCGCCCCAGGACUUGGUGCUUCUUGGGGACUAGCUCUGUUCUGAAUCUGUUUCCUUUGAGCUAAUACCUCAGCAGUAGGGUACCACGCCCUCUGUUUUUUUUUAGUGAUUCCUUUUUAGCCCAAUGACUUGGGCUGUCUCAGGUUUGUGGUCAGCUUUACAGAGCCUUUCCCUGAGGCUGAUUGAUGUGGGGUUCCAAGAAAUGAGGCAACUAUGAGUCUUCCCCCAUCUUUGCUAUGCUUACCCCAUGUGACUGAGAGAAUCACUUUCCACCUUUAUCUCUGAGUUCUCACCAACAGAAUGGCCCUAUCCUUGGGCUUGGGGAAAGGAAGACUUUGGGAAUCAGACUCCAUGGGAAGAUGAAACCAGGGUAGACCUCUCUAGGGAUCCCAUUCUAUGACCCUCAGGCAUUAAGGUUAUGGCUUCCCCCAAAUAGACAGAAAGCCAUUAGAAAAGUGGAUGGGGUUGUCCUCAGCCUCAUUCCAGUCAUCUUUUCAUUUCUCAGGUCACCUUGAGUAUUUGUAGCCCUUGCUUUCCUCCUACCUUUUCUCACCAAGCUUGUUUGGAUAAACACAUUUGCAUUUCAGCCAACAUCCUUUUUUCCUCUUCCUGCCCCUCCCCUCUAAUCUUUGAGUUUUGCUGUAGACUAUGAGGUAUCUUGUACCCCCUUGAAGUCUCUGCAUGAAGGGGUGGGGCAGGAGAGGAGAGGAUGAGCAAUCUGAGAGGGGGUCUGGAGCCAUCUUGGCACUGGGGACAGGGUUCCCUGCAGGUCCCCUUCAAUCAGCCUUCAGACAAAUGGUCUCCUUGAUGGGGUUUGGUGGCGACUUUGUUCGAGUUUGGCUCACUGUUUGGAGGAAGUCUAAGGCUGUGGAGUUGUGUUUAGCACUCCUCAGCAUGGAAACCAGCCUCUCAUCAUCUUUGUCAUGGAGCAGAAACCUGGGGAUUAGGUUGCUUUUUAACCUCUCCCCCCACCCCCCAGGCACUGCACUGAGGCACAAGCCCUUCCUCUCAGAGGAGACCCUUUUGUUACUUGACUGAUGCUGUGUGGUUUAGGAAUGACUCGUGUGUGCUUAACAACUGUGGUGACAAUCCAGCUCGUCUUGCCCCGUGUUUUCUAUAUCAAUUAAACCUCCAUGGGUCAUUUUUCUACAA
This is a messenger RNA of Vombatus ursinus (common wombat), 6139 nucleotides long. It is a transcript of the gene CEP164, whose product is annotated as centrosomal protein 164. Lineage: Eukaryota; Metazoa; Chordata; Mammalia; Diprotodontia; Vombatidae. The record is from RefSeq and is a predicted model, not a curated record. Gene Ontology annotation, molecular function: protein binding. The transcript has 33 exons. The coding region runs from base 111 to 4481 and encodes 1456 amino acids.